Molecule: messenger RNA, 1275 nt
Organism: Kockovaella imperatae
Lineage: Eukaryota; Fungi; Basidiomycota; Tremellomycetes; Tremellales; Cuniculitremaceae
Product: Alpha/Beta hydrolase protein
Exons: 6
Coding region: 1-1275 (424 amino acids)
Biological process (GO): epoxide metabolic process
Molecular function (GO): epoxide hydrolase activity
Source: RefSeq, a predicted model, not a curated record
AUGAGUCAUCAUCGCGUCUCACAGAUUCCCUUCGCUCUCGCAAGGCUCAUCGCAGAUCUGAGAGGCUCGGAAGGGUCUGCUCGACCAUUGGGAGGAAUGACUGACUUCAGCAAGUUCCCACAUGAGCCGACCAUUUCUAUCAAGCCAUUCACCGCUCACUGCUCGGAUGAAGUCUUGGCGGAUCUGAAGCAUCGAGUAAACGAUAGUGAGAGCCCGAGAAAGACGUACGAGAACACGACGGCGACGGACAGAGGUCUGGGGCUCGCUAGAGAUUGGUUGGUGAAGGCAAUUGAUGAAUGGAAGACGUUUGACUGGCGCGGUAUUGAAGACGAGGUCAAUGGAUUCCCCAACUUCAAAGCUCAUCUCUAUCACGAGAAGCACGAAUACGAUAUACACUUCAUGGCGUUGUUCUCUCACAAGGAAGAUGCCAUACCCGUCGUUAUGAUGCACGGCUGGCCAGGGUGCUUCCUAGAGUUCGUUCCCAUGCUCAGACUUCUCUCCUCAAGAUACAGCCCGUCUACUCUUCCCAUCCAUUUGAUCGUCCCUUCACUUAUAGGAUUCGGAUACUCGUCUCCUCCGCCUAUCGAUGUAGACUUUGGCACUAGGGACAAUGCGCCUCUCAUCGAUCAACUCAUGGCCGGGAUGGGACUCACCGGAUAUGUAGCUCAAGGUGGCGAUAUCGGAUCUUUCGUAGCUCGCUUCAUUGCGCAGACAUCGACAAUAUGCAAGGCCGUUCACUUGGAUUUCGUCCCGUCUCUGCCACCGGACACCUUUGAUGAGUCAACGUUAGAUUUAGUCGACCAGGCGUGUGUGAAAAAGCUCAAAGAGUGGAACUCCUGGGAGAGAGCAUAUGUCCAAGAGCACGCGACCAAGACAGCUACGAUAGCCGCUGUCGUCGAGAGCAGCAGUGGCUCUGCUCGCUUGUUUAUUGGAUGGAGUGACGAAACACCUUCGAUCCACACCAUCUUAUCUAUGGUCACUAUGUACUGGAUUACCAAUACGUUCCCGACAUCCAUCUACCACUAUAGAGUUUCUUACGGUCGAGAUGUACAGGACAAAGACAAGAUGCCUCCGGUGUCAAGCAAAGCACUAGGAUACAGUCAGUUCACACAUGAGAUCAUGCCAUCGCCGAGAGUCCUGGUAGAACAAGCGGGGAACAACGUCGUUUGGCACAGACGACAUGAGCGCGCUGGUCACUUUUCUGCUCUCGAAGAUGCGGAGACUUUGUGGGACGAUGUUCAUGACUUCAUCGAGAAGGUCGUCAGGAAGUUGUGA